AUGAAGGAGUCCGAUAAGGACGGCGGGGCGAUAAAGCAGUCCGGGGUCCUUGAGGCGUCCACGACUCCGGGAGAGGGAGAGAGAGAGAGAGAGAGCUCGGCCACUUCCACACACACACACACACACACACACACACACACACACACACACACACACACACACACACACACACACACACACACACACACACACACACACACACACACACACACACACACACACACACACACACACACACACACACACACAGACCAGAGGCGGACGCGUCGCGGCGGGAGCGUCUCCAAACGGCUCCGCUCGGCCUCCUCGUCGACUUCUAACCACGCCGGUGUGUAUACACGGGGAGCAGAUAGAGGAGGAGGAAGAGGAGGAGGAAGAAGAGGAGGAGGAGGAGGAAGAAGAAAGGGUUUUCGGGGGUCUGGGCCCGUGGCCCCCUGGUCCUGGUCCUGGUCCUGCUGCUCUGGGGAAUGUGAAGAGUUACAUCGUGUGUGGAACACUUUCCCCCUGCAGUCCCAUAAAAGGGCGGUUCACACAGACCAUCGACCCCGCCGGCCAAUCACAGCAGGGAGCCGUCCUCGCGGGAGGAGGAGGAGGAGGAGGAAGUUGCCUGCGUCUGCACAUCCGCAGGGUCACCGGGAGGUGCUGCGCCGCGCGCCGCCACCAGGGGGCAGCAUCGCCCUUCCCCCCGCCGGCCCUCUGCCUGCACUGCGUCGGUUCGGGGCUGAGCGGAGACUGCAGUCCGGUCACAGUGGCUUCUUCUGGACCCCGUGUUCUCAUCCCCGUCACGUGGUGUGUGUCGAGAGGCUCGCGCGGCUUCGUUCACGUUUUCUUGGGGGUGUUCCUGUCCUGCAGAGUGCGUUUCAAGUCACACAUCUGGCGGUAGAAACAUCACAACAUAUACAGCCUUACAAAAAAAGUGACGUUUGAGUUCUUCUUCUUUAGUUUUAAUAAAUAACCUUUUGGCCUCU
Pseudoliparis swirei is the source of this 968-nucleotide messenger RNA. RefSeq lists its product as uncharacterized. Bases 1 to 927 code for a protein of 308 amino acids. The transcript is spliced from 5 exons. The record is from RefSeq and is a predicted model, not a curated record. NCBI's taxonomy places the organism in Eukaryota, Metazoa, Chordata, Actinopteri, Perciformes, Liparidae.